Dermochelys coriacea (leatherback sea turtle) is the source of this 1323-nucleotide messenger RNA. RefSeq names its product histone H1-like. Lineage: Eukaryota; Metazoa; Chordata; Testudines; Dermochelyidae. Gene Ontology annotation, cellular component: nucleosome. The transcript has a single exon. Bases 30 to 686 code for a protein of 218 amino acids. The record is from RefSeq and is a predicted model, not a curated record. Gene Ontology annotation, biological process: nucleosome assembly. Gene Ontology annotation, molecular function: DNA binding; structural constituent of chromatin.
UUUUUUCCGAUUUCGUAGUGUCUGUGACCAUGUCUGAAACUGCGCCUGUAGUUGCAGCAGUAGCUGCUCCUGUUCCAGUCUCCAAGGCUCCAGCUAAAAAGGCAAAGAAGGCGGCAGCGGGUUCGAAACUCCGGAAGCCCUCGGGCCCCAGCGUGACCGAGCUGAUUACUAAGGCAGUGUCAGCCUCUAAGGAACGCAAAGGGCUCUCUUUAGCUGCUCUUAAGAAAGUUCUGGCAGCUGGAGGGUACGAUGUAGAAAAAAACAAUAGUCGUAUUAAGCUUGGGCUGAAAAGUCUGGUGAACAAAGGCGUUUUGGUACAGACCAAAGGUACCGGUGCCUCGGGUUCCUUCAAACUCAGCAAGAAGCCGGGUGAGACAAAGGAAAAGGCACCUAAGAAAAAGCCAGCGGCAAAGCCUAAGAAACCAGCUGCCAAGAAACCCGCCAGCACCGCCAAGAAGCCUAAGAAAGCUGCGGCCGUAAAAAAGAGCCCGAAAAAAGCCAAGAAACCAGCGGCUGCCGCAGCCAAGAAAGCAGCCAAGAGCCCGAAAAAGGCCAAACCUACCAAACCCAAAAAGGCAGCUAAGAGCCCGGCUAAGGCCAAGGCGGUGAAGCCCAAGGCUGCCAAGCCCAAGCCAACCAAACCUAAAGCAGCAAAGGCUAAGAAGGCAGCGCCUAAGAAGAAGUGAAACUGUUUGAAGAGAAAAUUAGAGUCUCGAGCAAACAAACCCAACGGCUCUUUUAAGAGCCACCCACCCUCUCCCCGAAGGAGCUGAAACACCUAGUGUACUGCGUAUCAAAGGUUGCUUUGGUGGAGGACCUGCUUUAGCAGUUAACAUUCCAAAAGAGCUCAUACUCUUUCUAUACAGUUUAAGAAACCACUUUAAUAUCUCUGAACCAGAAACAAUUUAGAAAAAUCUGUAAAAUUGGUUGGAUGAAAUUUUUUAAAUCCAUGCUAGGAGGGAUUCUAGCCUUUAUUUCUAUUUAGACUUUCUGCUGUUAGAUCUCGUCCUGCCAGCUAAGAACGAAAAUCUGCUAGUAAUUUAGAACGCCCUUCUCUCGGUCUAUUUUGCCUAGCUGUUGAGAAUGUAGCACCGGUUGUCUUUUUGCGGGUUUGGGGGAAAAUGUCCGCGCUUUUUAGCAAUUGGAUAAUUUGAAAAAUCCGCGUUUUAAAAGGAUUGGUCAAUGACACCCUUUCCCUUCCGCCCCUUUUUCAGUUUUGAAUUAAGUGAAUCCAUGCCCUUUACACCAGAAUUUCAUCUGUACUGGUAACUUUCAAAAUUACACCAAUUUUUCUAAAUUUAAUUCUCGAUUUUUAACUGAUCU